Molecule: messenger RNA, 1260 nt
Organism: Symphalangus syndactylus (siamang)
Lineage: Eukaryota; Metazoa; Chordata; Mammalia; Primates; Hylobatidae
Product: endogenous retrovirus group K member 5 Env polyprotein-like
Source: RefSeq, a predicted model, not a curated record
CUUGUGUUUCACCAGGAGAAAAUCAGCUUCCUGUUUGGAUACCCACUAGACAUUUGAAGUUCUACAAUGAACCCAUCGGAGAUGCAAAGGAAAGCGCCUCCACGGAGACGGAAACACCGCAAUCAGGCACCAUUGAUUCGCAGGAUGAAUCAAGUGGUGAUAUUAGAAAAACAGAUGAAGUCACCACGCACCAAGAAGGCGGAGCUGCCAACCUGGGCACAGUUAAAGAAGCUGACACUGUUAGCUAGAAAAAGCCUAGCUAGCACAAAGGUGACACAAACCUCAGAAAAAAUGCUGUUUGCAGCUUUAAUGGUUGUAUCAACGGUGGUAAGUCUCCCCAUGCCUGCAGGAGCAGCUGCAGCUAAUUAUACCUACUGGGCCUAUGUGCCUUUCCCGCCCUUAAUUCGGGCAGUCACUUGGAUGGAUAAUCCCAUUGAAGUAUAUGUUAAUAAUAGUGUGUGGGUAGCUGGUCCCACAGAUGAUCGUUGCCCUGCAAAACCGGAGGAAGAAGGAAUGAUGAUAAAUAUUUCCAUUGGGUAUCGUUAUCCUCCUAUAUGUCUCGGGAGAGCACCAGGAUGUUUAAUGCCUGCUAUCCAAAAUUGGUUGGUAGAAGUACCUACUCUCAAUCCCACCAGUAGAUUUACUUAUCAUAUGGUAAGCGGUAUGUCACUCAAACCACAGGUAAACUAUUUACAAGACUUCUCUUAUCAAAGAUCAUUAAUAUUUAGGCCAAAAGGAAGACCUUGCCCCAAAGAGAUUUCCAUAAAAACAAAAGAUUUAGUUUGGGAAGAAUGUGUGGCCGAUAGUGCCGUGAUUUUACAAAACAACACAUUUGGAACUGUUAUAGAUUGGGCACCUCGAGGUCAAUUCUACCACGAUUGCACAGGACAAACUCAAUUCUGUCCCAAUUCACUAGUGAGUCCAACUGUUGAUAGUGACUUAACAAAAAAUUUAGACAAACAUAGGUACAAGAAAUUUCAGUCUUUCUACCCUUGGAAAUGGGGAGAAAAGGGAACCUCUACUCCAAGACCAAAAAUAGUAAGUCCGGUUUUUGGUCCUGAACAUCCAGAAUUAUGGAGGCUUACUGUGGCUACAUACACCUUAGAAUUUGGUCUGGGAACCAAACUAUAGAAACAAGAGAUUAUAAAACAUUUUACUCUAUCAACCUAAAUUCCAGUCUAACAGUUCCUUUACUAAGUUGUGUAAAACCCCCUUAUAUGUUAGUCAUAGGAAAUGUAGUUAUUAAACCAGACUCCCAAA